Messenger RNA from Dendronephthya gigantea, 1799 nucleotides. RefSeq lists its product as uncharacterized. Lineage: Eukaryota; Metazoa; Cnidaria; Anthozoa; Malacalcyonacea; Nephtheidae. The transcript has 4 exons. The record is from RefSeq and is a predicted model, not a curated record. Bases 265 to 1221 code for a protein of 318 amino acids.
GCAGUAUAAGUAUAGGCGGAGAAAAGAGGUACAGAGACUAUAUCAUUCACGGUUGAAAAUACAAUAUAUAUAUUCUUGGGAAACGGGAUCAAAAAGAGGUUUUAAGCGUCAUCACUGCAGCUGCUAUACUUAUCACAAGAUUAAUAAAAGACAAAAGAGCCAAACAUCAGAAGUUAGAAAGUGAUUGCGUCAUCUAACCCUGCAACCGGGAAUCAAGGAGGCGAUUCCCCAGACACUCGCGAUUAAGUCAAAUAUUAAAGAGUAAUGGAUGAUAAAGUGACGAUAGAAGAAGCCAAAGAAAAUUUGGAAAAACUCAGAGGGAUAAUGAAGAGUACAGUCAAGGUUAAGCCGAAUGUGAACAUUCGCAACCCAUCGGAUUUGAAAGAUGUGAAAGUAAUCCACUAUUUUCCUAAAUGUGUAAAAGAAGUACGGGAAAACUUCAAGAAACAUUUGGACACCUAUCUCUCCGAUUUGAGGAAAAAAGGACCGACUGGGUAUGGCCCCAAAUUAGGUCAAGAAUGGCACAAAAUCCUGCACGAAUAUCUUACGAAACAAAAUCCAAACGAUAGCGAUAGGAGAAUAGGUAGAAGUGUUAUUGAAGCCGUGAAAGAGAACUUACCUGGAAUUGAGUUCUUGCAAAGCGAGUUUCCUCUGCAUGGCUACAUGACCAACAAAACGUUAGAUGUAUCUUUUUGGAGUGGAAAGGCUGACGCAAUCGGGUGGUAUGACAAUAAUUACGUCAUCGUGGACUGGAAGGCGGUUGAUAUUCUAACUUUUUGGAACGAACGUUUAAAUGAUGUACUUAGACAAUAUUUUCAUCAAUGCUUAGUUUAUGCCAAACUCUUAAUGGUUCAAUUGGGUCGUCAAAAGCUGCCGUAUAUUUUGAUUGUGCCAAUCAGCAACUUCACCGGAAGCCAAAUCCACCCGGGCCUGUUUUGUGAUUUUCCGCACGAAUGUAAAAAGAAACUAGAUGAGUACGACUGGUCAAAGGCGAUUAAUGAUUUUCCGAACACAUUGGAAAAGAAAUCAGAUCAAUGCAAAUCGUUAAAGAUUACGGUAAAAAAGAAACCGAAAACGCUUGCGCUUCCAAAGAACUUGGCUGCGAGUAAACUUAACGGUUUUAUCGAGGAAGAUAUGAUGGUAAAAGACGUAUUUAAAUCCAAUUGUACAGUGAAACAAAUGCUGGAAGCUUUUGGGUUUGAUAAACUGCUGGUGAAUUGAAUAUGUGAUGAACAUCACACAAACUUUGGUUUUGCCAUCAACAGUUACCAUUUAUCAAAGGUCAUUAGCAGAUGAGACUGCAUGCCAUUCUCUCUAUGACCAUUAGUAAAUAAAGAUAUUUUGGGAACAGCUGAUUGUAGAAGGGUAUUGAAGGUAAAAUACUCAAAACUAACCAGGGGAAGUUUAGAACUAAUUGUACAAAGAGAUUUGCAGAUCAAAUAACCCAAAUUAACCAGCAGCAGUUAGAGACUAUUUAUAGAGGUGUUUUGCAGACCCGAACCUAACCAGAAGUUAAGAAGUAACGUAACUUAACUAUGAGCAGUUGUAUUAGCCGCACUUAUGUAACAAACUUGGCUCAGCGGGUCAUUUUAACAGACCUUUUGUGAACCAGACCAUAUUUGCCAACUAGACCAUGAUAUUCUUAGCUUUUCAUCCUUUGGCAUGCAUGGUCAAGAUUGAACUUCACGAUUUUAAAGUUUUAAAAUGUUAAAAGUUGUUUUUAAUAAUUGUAAGUCUGAUAUACACAGCUUUAUAGCUAAAUAGCUAUAUCAACAAUCGGCCCUAGAACUGUUAAACUU